This is a messenger RNA of Fonsecaea monophora, 1935 nucleotides long. RefSeq lists its product as hypothetical. The coding region runs from base 1 to 1935 and encodes 644 amino acids. The transcript is spliced from 3 exons. The record is from RefSeq and is a predicted model, not a curated record. NCBI's taxonomy places the organism in Eukaryota, Fungi, Ascomycota, Eurotiomycetes, Chaetothyriales, Herpotrichiellaceae. Gene Ontology annotation, molecular function: flavin adenine dinucleotide binding; monooxygenase activity.
AUGGCCCCCUAUCUCAGCGUGCACGAGUCUGCCAUCGACAACGUUGUCGAUGUUGGCGAUCUCAAGGCCAAAGUCGGCGUCAGCCAGGUCGAGCUGGAGCCGACUGUGAAGCCUCCCGUCGCCGACAACUACAUGUACGACUUCAAGUACAAUCACGUUCUUCCCACUUCCGACGUCCUCGGUGUCGAAAUUCCCAGCGACUGCGAUGCUCAGAAGGAGGCGGAGGCGAUUGUGUCUUGCCUCUCCAGCGUUCUGGGCAGAGGCGAUGCACAGGGUUUCGCAGAUAUGUUCCUUGAAUAUGGUGUCUGGCGUGAUAAACUCGCUUUUACCUGGGACUAUCGCACCUUCAACUUUCAACCAGCCAUCCUGAAGGCUGCUACCGACCUUUUCCCUAACACCAAGGCCACAAACUUCAAGUUUCUCAAACCAAGCCCCAAUGUUUCACGGCCCUACCCCGACUAUGCCCAGCUACAAUUCAUUGUAUCUUUUGAGACCGAGGCCGCUGUGGUUUCGGCUGUGAUUAACUCGGUUCUUACCAAGGAUGGCUGGAGAAUCUACACCAUGCACACCGUCACCGAGAAGUUAAAACAGUACCCCGAGGUUCCAGCGGCCGACGGGCACAUGACUGGUCCCAUCAGCUGGGAAAAGCAGAGGGCCGCCGACGUCGACGCUGCCGACCCUGAAAUUUUAAUUAUUGGAGGAGGCCAAAACGGUCUCGCACUGGCUGCCCGAUGCAAGGCGCUGGGCAUGAACAACCUCAUAAUCGAGCGUAGCGAGGAGAUUGGCGACGUUUGGAAGAAGCGAUACGAGUAUCUCUCGCUUCACUUCCCCCACUGGGCCGACGACCUGCCCUACUGCCCCUACCCCAAGCACUGGCCCACGUACACCCCCGCCCAGAAGCAGGGCAUCUAUAUGGAGUGGUACGCCUCGGCUCUGGAGCUCAAUGUCUGGACCAAAUCGACGGUUGUCAAAGCCGAGCAGGACGACCAGGGCAACUGGACGGUCGUCAUCAACAAAGAGGGUAAGGAGACCCGGACACUGCACCCCAAGCAAGUCGUCAUGGCCACCUCCCUGUGCGGCGUCCCUAUGCUCCCCGCUGUUCCUGGAAUGGACGGUUUCAAGGGCGGUGUGAUCCGACACUCCAGUGCGCACGACAGCUCUCGCGACUUUGUUGGCAAGAAGGUCUGCGUGGUUGGCACCUCGUCUUCUGGCUUCGACACUGCUUUCGACUGCUCGCGCCGCGGCAUCGAUGUCACCCUCCUCCAGCGAUCGCCUACCUACAUCAUGUCCCUCACACACUCCGUUCCCCGCAUCAUUGGCAGCUACGGCCCCGAUGCUGACCUCAAUCGCCCUGAUAUCGAAGAGCAAGACCGGCUCUUCUUUGCCACCCCGAUCGGACCCGGCGAGGAGCUCAGCAGACGUAACGCCAAGGUCCUCGAAGAUCUCGACCGACCCCUGCUUGAAGGCCUUAAUGCACGCGGUCUGCGAACUUGGCGUGGCCAGCGUGGUACCGGCGGUUCUACUCUGGGCCAGACUCGCAAUGGUGGCUUCUACUUCGAUGCCGGUGCUUGCGAGCACAUCAUCAACGGCAAGAUCAAGGUGGAGUCCGGGUACAUCGAGAGCUUCACCGAGGACAAAGUCAUUCUCAGCGGCGGCCGGGAGCGCGAGUUUGACCUUAUUGUCUUUGCCACCGGCUUCUCCAACGCCAUUGACUCUGUCCGAUCCAUUCUUGGCGACAAGAUCGCUGAUCAAUGUGGUCCUAUUUGGGGCAUCGACGAGGAGGGCGAGUUCAAGACCGCCUAUCGGGAGAGCGGGGUGCCCAACCUUUGGAUCAUGGUCGGCUACCUUCCUUACACCCGCUUCCACUCCAAGUUGCUUGCUAUGCGACUGAAGGCUUUGAAGGAAGGCUUAUCGUCUGCUCCUUACAAGACAUAG